Molecule: messenger RNA, 2583 nt
Organism: Gregarina niphandrodes
Lineage: Eukaryota; Apicomplexa; Conoidasida; Eugregarinorida; Gregarinidae
Product: myosin domain protein
Exons: 2
Coding region: 1-2583 (860 amino acids)
Biological process (GO): vesicle transport along actin filament; actin filament organization
Cellular component (GO): vesicle; myosin complex; cytoplasm
Molecular function (GO): microfilament motor activity; actin filament binding; ATP binding
Source: RefSeq, a predicted model, not a curated record
AUGCCCCCGAAAGCAAAGGCUAAGGUAGGAGCAAAGCAGCGUACUGCUCCAGAAAGAGCAGCCUCAAAGGUGGAGGCUGUGGAUCCAUCGGGUCAGGUAUCAAAGAAUUUUAGUGUGUGGAGUGCCCAGGCGCCUUCUGUGAAGGCGGCUCCGUCUACUUGUUAUGCGAAGUGCCUGGUUUUGCCGGGUUCGACGUCGACGACAUACAAGUUGCGGCAGAUCGACCCGCCUGGGUAUGAGGAUGGGGAGUUUGAGGCGGCUCCAAGUAGGUUAUUGAAUUGCAAUGAAGAGACAAUGAAUCCGAUGGCGUUGCGUGACAUUGGAUUACUGAGCCAUCAGAACAGUGCAUGUGUGUUGGAUUUUCUACGUGCGCGGUUUAUGCAAAAUAUGAUAUACACAACGGCGGACCCUUUGAUGGUGGCAAUUAACCCAUUCCGUGAUCUGGGGAAUUGUACGGACGAGGUGAUUGUUAAGUACCGGGAUGCGGCUUCAGUUCAACACCUGCCUCCACAUUCGUUUUCAAUUGCCCGAGAGGCAAUGGAGAACUUGGUGUCGGUGAAUAAAUCACAGACGAUCAUUGUGACGGGGGAAUCGGGGGCAGGUAAGACUGAGGCAACGAAGCACUGCAUGCGGUACUUCGCCUCAGCCAAAGGAAGCAUGGAUUUGCGCAUCCAAAAGGCGGUCAUGGCUGCCAACCCCGUCCUGGAAGCGUUCGGGAAUGCCAAGACAUUGAGGAACAACAACUCCUCCCGCUUCGGGAGGUUCAUGCAACUCGUCCUGGCACCGCACGGAGGCAUUCUUAAUGGACGCGUGACUGGCUUCUUGCUGGAGAAAGUGCGUGUGUGCAGCCAGGCCACGAACGAGCGCAGCUUCCAUAUCUUCUACCAACUGCUCAAGGGCGCAAGCGCCGAACAAAAACGAAAGUAUGCUCUAGAAGACGUCAAGACCUACCGCAAUCUCAAUGGCUCCGCCGUCGGGACGGCCAGCGGGUGCUACAGCGUCGACGGCAUCGAUGACGUUGGCGAUUGGCAGGAGGUGCAACAGAGCCUCGUCUCGAUGCAGCUGACGCCGACAGACAUCGACGCCGUAUUCAGCAUCGUCUCGGGCGUGCUCAAGCUGGGCAAUGUGCAGUUCCAAGGCGCCACCAUUGAAGGGCAGGAUAACGCGGCGCAGCUAGAUGCGGGCAACUACGCGCUGCUGCAGCAGGCCUGCGUGCUGCUCAAGCUGGACGACGUGGACAAGGUCGCCAGCGGGCUUUGUACUACCGCCAAGACGAUCGGAAACGAGCAGGUCACGGUCCGAAUCCAGAAGCCGGAGGCGGUUUUACUUUGCCAGUCGUUGGGCAAGGCCAUGUACGACUACCUGUUCAAGUGGAUCAUUGCCCGACUCAAUCGCACUAUCGAGCCCGAGUACUUCAAAGAGUUCAUGGGCAUGCUCGACAUCUUCGGCUUCGAGAUUUUCGACAAGAACUCGCUCGAGCAGCUCUUGAUUAACAUCACGAACGAGUUUCUGCAAAAGAACUUCAUUGACAUUGUCUUCGAACGGGAGUCGAAACUGUAUAGAGAAGAAGGGGUGUCUACGACAGAGCUUGUGUUCACAGAUAACAAGGAAGUCAUCGACACCUUGAUUGGCAAAAGAGGCUCGAUCUUCGCUGUGCUUGAAGACAGCUGCAUCAACAAGGGCGGCACCGACGCUUCCUUCUACUCGUUGCUGUGUCAGACACUUGGAACCACGAAGGCCUUCCGAAAGCCUCAAGGCGGAGACAGGGACCUCAUCUUCACUGUAGGACACACGAUUGCGGACAUCAACUACUGCGCGCAAAACUUCGUGAGUAAGAACUCCGACUUGCUGAAGGCGGAACUGACGGAAGUGGCCCAAGCAUCGAGCUCUCCGAUCGUCGCUGAAAUGUUUGCUGGCAUUCCUGUCGAAAGGGGCAAGCUGGCUAAAGGUCAAUUGAUUGCGUCGCAGUUCUUGAAACAACUCGAUGAAAUGAUGGGCAUUAUCCUUUCGACGGAGCCGCAUUUCAUCAGGUGUGUUAAGCCUAAUGAAACCAAGAAACCGCUCGAUUGGGAUGCACAAAAGGUACUCAAUCAGCUCUUCUCAUUAUCCGUCUUGGAAGCUUUACAGCUGAAGAAACUCGGCUUCUCAUGGAGAAGACCUUUCAACGAAUUUGUCACCCAGUUCCGUUAUAUCAACCUCGACCUAGACGCUGCCAUGAAGGCCGCUUCUACUCCCACCCGCCAGCGAGAAGUCGCCCAACAACUCCUCUCCGCCUGUGGCAAACUAAUAUCCCCCUUCCAAGAAGGCAAGCAGUGGCAAGUAGGGAAAACCAUGAUCUUCCUCAAGCCUGAGGUUGUCCAAGAACUCAUGCUCUUACAAAGAAGACUUAUGGAACAAUACGCUCCCGCUGUCACCUUCCUCGACGCUCUUAUAAAAGCCAAAUACUUGAGGCGUACGGCCCUACAAAACGCCAAAAGAGGCACGCGGCUACAAGCACUUAUUCGAAAACGACUCACUCAAUCCGGCAAACCAGCCUGCACCGUGCUCCAAAUCGACCCCAGACAACCCGUUUUCAUGGGCUAG